AUGCCAAGAUUGCAAAGCGAAUCUAGCAUAUGUUUUGUUGGUUAUGAAAAGAUGGGCAAUGAAACAAAGCAUCCCCAUCAAAUUAGUCGUCAAAAUAAUUUCAUACCCAUUUUAGGCUCAUUCCGAACAGGACUCUUCCUGGAGUGCACGUCAUCAAGUGAGCCUUCUCAUGCACCUCCACUUCGAGAAGCACCACUACCUGGAAAAUGCCAUGCACCGGCUAGGGACAGCGACGUAGGCCAGGCUAAAUAUCCAAAAAUUAAUGAAAAUAGUGUAGAUGGGGUAAUUGCUCAAUUCAGGUGUAUUUGACU
Molecule: messenger RNA, 311 nt
Organism: Strongylus vulgaris
Lineage: Eukaryota; Metazoa; Nematoda; Chromadorea; Rhabditida; Strongylidae
Source: the annotation of a GenBank genome assembly